GAAAGCGCUGCGUCCUUCGCUGCCUCAUCAGAUGGCUUCGCUCUGCUUUGUCCGUCGGUCUGCUCCGCGUCACUCGGUCCUGGAUGGAUCUCUGGACCACCUGCAGCCUUCGCUCUGGACGGACUUUGCCUGCUGAUUCUCUGCGUGAAACUUCAGAGGAUGUUUUCCUGUUUGUCUGACCUGCUGUGAACAGUGUGUGUGUGUGUGUGUGAGAGAGUGUGUGAGAGUGUUUUCCACGCCGGUGGAAAUGCUGGGGUGUCCAGCGAGGUUAUUUUUGGAUCAGUGACAGCGUGUCAAUGGCUGCAGAUGAGUCGCAAAGGAAGGCUCUGAGAUACCAACAGACCCUGCUCUACGGCGAGUACAGGGAGCAGCUGGGAAACUUCGCCCGGCGGGAGGCCGCCCGUCUGCUGACCGAGAGACAAUGGCGGCGACAGGCGGGAGACAACAGCUCGGCGUCGGGCCGGAAAGGCCGACGGCAUCACCUGCAUCAUCACCCGGCGACCCUGGAUUCGCAUCACAGCCACGCCUCCUCCACCAAGAAGCCCCGCCCCUACUCCAAAUGCCAAGAUUGCUUGGCUCGUGUGCGGCGCUACAUCGUCACGAAGAUGGGCGAGGACUGGAUCUUCCUGGUUCUCCUGGGGCUGACGAUGGCGCUGGUCAGCUGGACGAUGGACUACGCCAGCGCCAAGAGCCUGCAGGCCUAUAAAUGGAUCCACGGCGAGCUGAAGGGUAACGUGCCGCUGCAGUACCUGGCCUGGGUCACGUAUCCCAUGAUCCUCAUCAUGUUUGCCUCCCUCUUCUGUCACCUGGUGUCCCCUCAGGCCAUCGGCGUGUUGUUCAGCAUCGAGGUCACGUCCACCUACUUUGCGGUGAGGAAUUACUGGCGAGGGUACUUUGCCGCCACGUUCAGCGCCUUCAUAUUCAGGGUUCUGUCUGUUUGGAACAAGGAUGCUGUCACAAUCACAGCUCUGUUCAAAACCAACUUCCGGAUGGAUUUUCCCUUCGACCUGCAGGAGCUGCCCGCCUUCGCAAUCAUAGGGAUCUCCUGUGGCUUUCUGGGAGCGUUCUUCGUCUACCUGAACAGACAGGUGGUCCUGUUCAUGAGGAGGCCGACGGCUCUCACUCGCUUCCUCACCAAACACCGUCUCAUCUAUCCGGGUGCAGUGACCCUCAUCAUCGCCACCUUCACCUUCCCUCCUGGAUUCGGCCAGUUCAUGGCUGGAGAGCUGAUGCCCAGAGAGUGCAUCAACUCUCUGUUUGAUAACUUCACCUGGACCAAAAUCUCAGAUACUCCCGCUCCUCCGGGCCUCGGUCGCUCCUCCGUCUGGCUGCACCCCCGGGUCAGCGUCUUCAUCAUCCUGCUGCUCUUCUUUGUCAUGAAGUUCUGGAUGUCGGCGGUCUCCACCACGAUGCCCAUCCCCUCUGGCGCCUUCAUGCCGGUGUUCAUCUUGGGUGCUGCCUUUGGUCGCCUCGUGGGAGAAAUCAUGGCCACGCUGUUCCCCAACGGGAUCCUGUUCGACGGGAUCGUGUACCGCAUCCUGCCCGGAGGCUACGCUGUGAUUGGAGCGGCGGCCAUGACGGGAGCCGUCACCCACACCGUGUCCACGGCGGUGAUCUGCUUCGAGCUCACCGGCCAGAUCUCUCACAUCCUGCCCAUGAUGGUGGCCGUGAUCCUGGCCAACAUGGUGGCCCAGGGCCUGCAGCCGUCGCUCUACGACUCCAUCAUCCAGGUGAAGAAGCUGCCCUACCUGCCUGAGCUGGCCCUCGGGCACAUCAGCAAGUACAACAUCUUCGUGGAGGACAUCAUGGUGCGCAAAGUGAAGUUCUUGUCUUCUCAGUCCACCUACCGGGAACUGAACCACCUGCUGGAGAACACGACGCUGAAAACCAUCCCGCUGGUCGACUCCAAAGAGUCCAUGAUCCUGCUGGGCUCCAUCGAGCGCACCGAGCUCCAGGCCGUCUUCGACUGGUGGCUCUCGGCCGAGAGGCGAGUGUUCGAGAGGGGUCAGAGUUCACCGACCUCCAAGGUCAGCUGGGAGUCCUUCAGCUUCGUGGACGAGGAGGGAGGAGACGAGAGCGGCACCAAGGAGACCACGCCCCCGCCGCUGACCGACACCAUGUCUCCAGAGGAGAUCAAAGCCUGGGAGGAGGCCGAGCUGGACAAACCCGUCGAUAUGGAGCAGAUACGUAUCGACCCGUCGCCGUUCCAGCUGGUGGAGAGAACGUCGCUGCACAAGACCCACACUCUGUUCUCCCUGCUGGGCCUCAGUCACGCCUACGUCACCAGCAUCGGGAAGCUGGUGGGAGUCGUGGCUCUGAAAGAGCUCCAGAAGGCCAUCGAAGGCUCCACUCGCAGCGGCGUGAGGCUCCGUCCUCCCCUCGCCAGCUUCAGAGACGCCAGCAGGAAGGCCAAGAAGCACCAGCCUCCCUCCUCCACGCCCUCCUCCCCCACCAGGGACAGAGACCUGUGGGGGGAGGGUGAGCUGGUGAGGAAGGAGUCCAAGGAGGAGUCGAGGGGGAGGACCUCCAGAGGAGCUCCAGGGCCGGACGCCGCUCCGUCCUCCCCCAGCAGCGCUGCCGCCGACGGGGCCGAAGGCAGCACCCAGGAGGCGGCCUCCCCCUCCACGUCCUCCCCUACCUCACCCCCCGCCUCCCCCAGCAGCCCCGUGCUCACCCUGUCCUCCCUGCAGGAGGAGAGGGAGAGCGAGGAGUCCGACGAGCCCAUAUAGGAGGACUUGAACCUACAGACUCUCAGACGCUCGGCGGACUCUUAGGACGCUUUUUUCUACUCGACAGUCUCACUUUUUCACUCUUUGAAUCUCAGGUGUCUCCUGUGUCUUCUGACCUGCAUCGCUGAUGUUGGUCCACAUCUGGAAGCUGCCGGUCCCGGUCCGGACUGGCAGCCGUUCACCCUCUCAGCACCCCGGAGCAGCUCGUAGCAGCAGAUUAUAUGUUAACGAAUAUCGAUGAAUGAAUCUGACCGAGAGGUCGCAGAGAUCACGCUUUGAAAGUUUACUGAUUGACGUUAAUCUCAAAUGACAUUUAUCAUAUGUUUCCUGUAUGGUAAAGAUUUAAAUCAUUAUUACCAGUUUGUAAUUUUUAAAAAUAAUAAAUGAUAAAAUUAUCGUCUAA
Molecule: messenger RNA, 3132 nt
Organism: Stegastes partitus (bicolor damselfish)
Lineage: Eukaryota; Metazoa; Chordata; Actinopteri; Pomacentridae
Product: chloride channel protein 1-like
Exons: 18
Coding region: 297-2729 (810 amino acids)
Biological process (GO): chloride transport; transmembrane transport
Cellular component (GO): plasma membrane
Molecular function (GO): voltage-gated chloride channel activity
Source: RefSeq, a predicted model, not a curated record